This is a messenger RNA of Coffea arabica (coffee), 624 nucleotides long. RefSeq names its product cytochrome P450 81Q32-like. Gene Ontology annotation, molecular function: oxidoreductase activity, acting on paired donors, with incorporation or reduction of molecular oxygen; heme binding; iron ion binding. Lineage: Eukaryota; Viridiplantae; Streptophyta; Magnoliopsida; Gentianales; Rubiaceae. The record is from RefSeq and is a predicted model, not a curated record.
AUGGAGAUAAUCUGCAAUCAACGCCAGAGACGGACUCAGUUCAACUCUCCUGCACAAACAACAGGAGCACCAAUAGCAGCAGCAGUACUACUUCAUAAGCAAGCAGCCAAGAGAGAAGAGCGAAAGAUAAUAAUUGGAAAUCAAAGGGAUUAUACGGACCAAAUCAUCAAUGGGAUUAUAUUGGUCAUGCUUACGGCUGGAACAAACACUUCAUUGGUGACUAUAGAAUGGGCCUUGUCUCUUUUGCUCAACCAUCUCGAGGUGCUAGAGAAAGCUCGAGCUGAAUUGGAUGCUCAAGUAGGGACUGAUCGAUUGGUUAACGAACAUGGUCUAUCCAAUCUUUCUUAUCUUCAUAACAUUAUUUCAGAAAAACUUUGGUUGUACCCAGCAGCACCAAUGCUAGUGCCAAAUGAGCAGUCCAAUGACUAUAAAAUUGAGGGAUAUAAUAUUCCACGAGGCACAAUUUUGCUAGUUAAUGUAUGGGCAGUUCAUAUGGACCCAAACGUUUGGGAUGAUCCAACAAGCUUCAAACCAGAGAGAUUCGAAGGAUUGCAGGUUCAGCCAUCAAAGCUGAUUCCAUUUGGGAUGGAAAGGAGAUCUUGCCCUGGUUCUGGCCUAGCAUAG